Messenger RNA from Girardinichthys multiradiatus, 3919 nucleotides. It is a transcript of the gene snx2, whose product is annotated as sorting nexin 2. Gene Ontology annotation, molecular function: phosphatidylinositol binding. The record is from RefSeq and is a predicted model, not a curated record. Gene Ontology annotation, cellular component: endosome; endosome membrane. The transcript has 16 exons. NCBI's taxonomy places the organism in Eukaryota, Metazoa, Chordata, Actinopteri, Cyprinodontiformes, Goodeidae. Bases 110 to 1651 code for a protein of 513 amino acids. Gene Ontology annotation, biological process: early endosome to Golgi transport.
GGUUCCCAGCAGGACAGUCACAUGACGCAGCAGGAGAACCUCCUGACUCCUGCUCCUCCUCUCUUCCUGCCAGCUCCUCAGUGUUUGGAUCUCCGUUAGCUGCAGGAACAUGGCGGAAACAGCCCGGGACCCUCCACCGGACCGAACCGAUUUCCAUGAGGUGGAGGACGGAGAGGACCUGUUCCUGGAACCGAGCGCCACCCAGGAGUCAGAACCAGCCAGUCUGUCUGCUGUGGACAUCAGCACCAACUCAAAUGGACCCAAACAGGACUCAUUCUUUGAUGAUGACAACGAGGAUCUGUUCGCAGAAGCAACAGAGGAGGUGUCGUUGGACAGUCCAGAGAGAGACGUCCUGCUGUCUGAUGGCCCAUCGCCCGCCAUCACCCCCAUCACACCUCCCACCUCCGUGAUCACUCCUCGCAUCGGCAACACACACGACGACAUGUUCACACACUCCUCAUUUGACGAAGUUGAAGAGGAGGAAGGUGGAGAUUCUUUCGACAUACACCUAUCAGUGUCGGAUCCUGAGAAAAUUGGUGACGGGAUGAACGCAUAUAUGGCCUACAAGGUGACGACAAAGACCUCCAUGUCUCUGUUUAAGCAGAGAGACUUCUCAGUUAAAAGGCGUUUCAGUGAUUUUCUGGGUCUGCACAGUAAACUGGCCUCCAAGUACUUGCACAUAGGCUACAUCGUUCCCCCUGCACCAGAGAAAAGCAUUGUGGGGAUGACCAAAGUGAAGGUUGGGAAGGAGGAUCAGUCGUCCAACGAGUUUGUGGAGAAGAGGAGGUCUGCACUAGAGAGGUAUCUGAUGAGAACAGUCAAGCAUCCCGUUCUGCUGAAGGAUCCUGACGUCCUGCAGUUCCUGGAGAGCUCUGAGCUGCCUCGAGCCGUCAACACCCAGGCUCUGAGUAGCGCCGGGAUCCUGCGGAUGGUCAACAAAGCCGCUGACGCCGUCAACAAGAUGACCAUCAAGAUGAACGAGUCGGACGCCUGGUUCGAGGAGAAGCAGCAACACUUUGAGAACCUGGAUGUCCAGCUGAAGAAGCUUCACGCCAGUGUGGAGUCUUUGGUCUGUCACAGGAAAGAGCUGUCUGUAAACACGGCGCAGUUCGCCAAGUCGGCAGCCAUGUUGGGGAACAGCGAGGACCACACGGCCCUGUCCCGAGCUCUGUCCCAGCUGGCCGAGGUGGAGGAGAAGAUCGACCAGCUGCACCAGGACCAGGCCAACGCCGACCUGUACCUCUUCUCUGAGUUACUGGGAGACUACGUCCGGCUGAUCAGCGCCGUCAAGGGAGUGUUCGACCAGCGGAUGAAGACGUGGCAGAAGUGGCAGGACAGCCAGAUGCUGCUGCAGAAGAAACGAGAAGCUGAAGCCAAACUGCAGUUAACCAACAAACCCGACAAACUGCAGCAGGCCAAGGACGAGAUCAAGGAGGAGAUUGAGGAGCUGGAGGGAAAGGUCCAGCAGGGUGAGAGAGACUUCGAGCAGAUCUCCAAAACCAUCCGCAAAGAAGUGAGCAGGUUCGAGAAAGAGAGAGUAAAGGAUUUUAAAAUGAUCAUUGUUAAGUACCUGGAGUCGCUGGUUCAAACACAACAGCAGCUUAUUAAAUACUGGGAAGCCUUCCUCCCCGAAGCCAAGGCCAUCUCAUAGAGCCCACUCACCAUGACAGAUGGACAAACUACACUACCCAUGAUGCACCUCUCCUCUCCCUCCUCUUGUUUGACAUGGAAGCAAAGAUGAGGAGCGAGACAGAUAAUCAAAGUGUCUUUUCGCAAAUAAAAAAGAGUUUGUGGUUUGUUUUAAUGCUGAACUGAUUGAUUUUACAUCAAAUUAUAAUUCAGGAAACAAAGACAAAUUCAUGUAAAACUUGAAAUAAAUAGGAAAUUCUGUCAGACAGUGAAUGCAGCGUGAGUUUGCAACUCAGAAGAGAGCUUUAAUCUCACAACAUGCAAAGCUUUUCAUUGAUUUAUUCCAUCAUCAGACACAAGGGGGCGUUUGACCUGGACAACUGUACAAAAGGAUCAUCUUUAAGGUGCCCAAAGAAAAAGCAAAAUGUGUCUGUAAAGAAAUACGUUUCUGGAAGUAUGGAAGCACAUUGUUGCCUAAAAAAGUAAAAACAGAAAAUAAGUGGAACUGAAAGCAGAAAAUAAACUGUAGUUUGACAUUUUUCAUAUUCUUGUGGUACAAUUUAGUUUACAAAUUUCAGAUUAUUAUAAAAUCUCAAGUUGAUGUUAAAACCACGUAAGAUUUCCUCGUGACAACCUUGGAAACACUAAAAAAUAAUGAUGUGUCUUAAAAUACAGAUAUGUUGAAAAGAAAGUUUGGCACCAGUACAAACAAUGUUGUUCAGUGUUUGUGUCACUAGAUGGCACUAUUUGUUCAACACUAGAACUUGGAAACAUCUGCAAUCCUUAAAAAGUUCAACAUUCAACUCAAUAAUAAUAAUAAUAUACAUAGUCUGUUUUUCCGCUUUUAUGGCAACAAGGAGCUUCCGUACUUAAAGCAAAAUACUACAUUACCCAUGAGCCUUGUCAGCAGAGGAAAUUGGAAGUUUGAUUCAGGAUUUUCUGGAGAUCUCCAGAGAGCUGCACAAUCCUUGAACUUCAAUGCAACAUUCCCUGCCCAGCAACCGUGUUGAAAUGUUCUCUGAUUGGUUGAUUAUGAAUUUUAACUUUUUGUUGUUUCGGUGAGCAUUGUUACUCAGGAAGACCCUCGGUAACAUCCAGAACCCACCUUCUCCUUCCACUUUUUCACUGCAUAAUUUCACCUGGUGGACAUUGAGUGUUUUUAACAUUUUUUCCACUGAAAGCCCCAAAAAUAAUCCUUCACAGAGGAAAAAGGACAGCGUCUUCUGUCAUUUGUCUCGUUAAACUUAUACUUCCUGUUUACUGUUCAAUGCCCAUUACUUCCUGUCACGCCUUUCAUAAUAAGAGCCCGCGUUUCAGUUGCUGUAUGAUCGAAAGUGAAGGCAACGUGUUUCAGACGUUCGGAUUUGGAAGAAUCUCUUCAUCUGGUUCUGUUUGCUGCAGAUUUAAUAUAAAAAUUACUAAAGCAUCUGAUGCCUUUACAAAUAAUGGCUUAAUACGUGUGCAGAAUGGCAAGUAAGCACACGGUGUAAUAAAUAAGCAUCUUUGCAUUCUGUGACUUUAUUUUCUGCAUCCCAGAAGUCAACAGAUGUGCAGGCAAAAAUUAAGAGAAGAAACAAGUCGGAUUGGGAUAAAAAGCAGUACUUUCGGUCAUGCUGGAUUUUUUUGUAUAAUCGUUGACAUUGUUUUUGCAGAAUAAACUGAACCGGUUUUAUGCUUUCCAUAUAAUCAAAUUAGAAAAUGAUGCUGUAAGCUGUUUUUUCCCCCGUUCACUGGAAGGAAUCAGGCUGUAAACACUUCAGGUGUGAAAAGAAAGUGGGAAUUCAUCAGCUGAAAGUUUGUCCGUCCCUAAAUCAGCUUCACAUCCUGAGAACGUUGAGUUUUUUAUGACCGUCUGUCUGAAAGCUGCAAUUUUACAUGUUUUGUAGCAAAUCCUGCAGAGUUUUUGUUUGAUUUUGAGUUUUGAUUCAUUUUGAAGCACAUUGCAUAAAACGUUCAGAAUCUGUUAACGACUCCUGAAAGUGUUUUCAUUUCUAAUUGGUUUUAAGCCGGAAAGAAACGUAUUUUUGAUUUUUCAUUAUUUAAUUUAAUCUUCAGCAUUUUUCCAGCUCUAAAUCUCAACACUGUGCUACUUGUUUUAAUUUUUUCUAAUCUUUUCUUUUACAUUCUUGCCAACCAUUGAUGUACAAUGGCUGGGGAAGUUUUAGUUGAUUUUGUUUUAUAUUUUCAAAGAUGAUGAAGUUUGGAAAUCUUUUAAUGUGACAUUCCUGUGGUGCAGCUGAGCUGAUGAUUGAAUACUUUAAUUACAAUAAAGAAUGUAUCUCAUCCUUAA